This is a messenger RNA of Oncorhynchus gorbuscha (pink salmon), 2286 nucleotides long. Its product is annotated as extensin-like. The record is from RefSeq and is a predicted model, not a curated record. NCBI's taxonomy places the organism in Eukaryota, Metazoa, Chordata, Actinopteri, Salmoniformes, Salmonidae. Bases 1 to 2286 code for a protein of 761 amino acids. The transcript has a single exon.
AUGGUUGUAUUGUCUCUCCCAGCAAUACGUAACCCACUGGACACCUGCCUCUCCCAACCAGACACAACCCACAGGACAUCAGCCUCUCCCAACCAGACACAACCCACAGGACAUCAGCCUCUCCCAACCAGACACAACCCACAGGACAUCAGCCUCUCCCAACCAGACACAACCCACAGGACAUCAGCCUCUCCCAACCAGACACAACCCACAGGACAUCAGCCUCUCCCAACCAGACACAAUCCACUGGACACCUGCCUCUCCCAACCAGACACAACCCACUGGACACCUGCCUCUCCCAACCAGACACAACCCACUGGACACCUGCCUCUCCCAACCAGACACAAUCCACUGGACACCUGCCUCUCCCAACCAGACACAACCCACUGGACACCUGCCUCUCCCAACCAGACACAACCCACUGGACACCUGCCUCUCCCAACCAGACACAACCCACUGGACACCUGCCUCUCCCAACCAGACACAACCCACUGGACACCUGCCUCUCCCAAUCAGACACAACCCACUGGACACCUGCCUCUCCCAACCAGACACAACCCACUGGACACCUGCCUCUCCCAACCAGACACAACCCACUGGACACCUGCCUCUCCCAACCAGACACAACCCACUGGACACCUGCCUCUCCCAAUCAGACACAACCCACUGGACACCUGCCUCUCCCAACCAGACACAACCCACUGGACACCUGCCUCUCCCAAACAGACACAACCCACUGGACACCUGCCUCUCCCAACCAGACACAACCCACUGGACACCUGCCUCUCCCAAUCAGACACAACCCACUGGACACCUGCCUCUCCCAACCAGACACAACCCACUGGACACCUGCCUCUCCCAAUCAGACACAAUCCACUGGACACCUGCCUCUCCCAAUCAGACACAAUCCACUGGACACCUGCCUCUCCCAACCAGACACAAUCCACUGGACACCUGCCUCUCCCAACCAGACACAAUCCACUGGACACCUGCCUCUCACAGCCAGACACAACCCACAGGACACCAGCCUCUCCCAACCAGACACAACGCACAGGACACCUGCCUCUCCCAAUCAGACACAAUCCACAGGACACCAGCCUCUCCCAGCCAGACACAACCCACAGGACAUCAGCCUCUCCCAAUCAGACACAAUCCACAGAACACCAGCCUCUCCCAGCCAGACACAACCCACAGGACAUCAGCCUCUCCCAAUCAGACACAAUCCACUGGACACCUGCCUCUCCCAAUCAGACACAACCCACAGGACGUGAGCCUCUCCCAAUCAGACACAACCCACUGGACACCUGCCUCUCCCAACCAGACACAAUCCACUGGACACCUGCCUCUCACAGCCAGACACAACCCACAGGACACCUGCCUCUCCCAACCAGACACAUUCCACUGGACACCUGCCUCUCACAGCCAGACACAACCCACAGGACACCAGCCUCUCCCACCCAGACACAUUCCACUGGACACCUGCCUCUCCCAACCAGACACAAUCCACUGGACACCAGCCUCUCCCAACCAGACACAACCCACAGGACACCUGCCUCUCCCAAUCAGACAAAAUCCACGGGACACCAGCCUCUCCCAGCCAGACACAACCCACAGGACAUCAGCCUCUCCAAAUCAGACACAAUCCACUGGACACCUGCCUCUCCCAACCAGACACAACCUACAGGACACCAGACACAACCCACAGGACACCAACCUAUCCCAAACAGACACAACCCACAGGACAUCAGCCUCUCCCAGCCAGACACAACCCACAGGACACCAGCCUCUCCCAGCCAGACACAACCCACAGGACACCAGCCUCUCCCAGCCAGACACAACCCACAGGACGCCAGCCUAUCCCAGGCAGACACAACCCACAGGACACCAGCCUCUCCCAGCCAGACACAACCCAUAGGACACCAGCCUCUCCCAGCCAGACACAACCCACAGGACACCAGCCUCUCCCAGCCAGACACAAUCCACAGAACACCAGCCUCUCCCAGCCAGACACAACCCACAGGACAUCAGCCUCUCCCAGCCAGACACAACCCACAGGACACCAGCCUCUCCCAGCCAGACACAACCCACAGGACACCAGCCUCUCCCAGCCAGACACAACCCACUGGACACCAGCCUCUCCCAGCCAGACACAACCUACAGGAUGCCAGACACAACCUACAGGACACACACCUCUCCCAGCCAGACACGAACCACAGGACACCAACCUAUCCCAGCCAGGCACAACCCACAGGACACCAGCCUUCCCAGCCAGACACAACCCACUGA